This is a messenger RNA of Drosophila biarmipes, 824 nucleotides long. Its product is annotated as calaxin. The coding region runs from base 129 to 803 and encodes 224 amino acids. The record is from RefSeq and is a predicted model, not a curated record. The transcript has 3 exons. NCBI's taxonomy places the organism in Eukaryota, Metazoa, Arthropoda, Insecta, Diptera, Drosophilidae. Gene Ontology annotation, molecular function: calcium ion binding.
CAAGGGUACAUAUGCCAUUGAACUUUAACAGACAAAACCACAAAAACAUUAGGACACGUCGAGCGUAAACCAACAUAUUAAAACCGAAGAUUACCAGAAAGUCAUCUAUAGAUAGAAAUACCUGAACCAUGGAAAAUCUAGACUCCACAAUCAACAGCACCGAGAACAGUCGCUUCUCCGCACUUUAUGGAGGGCUGAUCAAGGAGAUAGCUGCCAACUCGAAAAUGUCGACUGUGGACAUCACCUGUUUGCUGUGCGUCUACUACAAGUUCGUCAAGUUCAACGGACCGGGAGCCAAGCAGAUGAAGAAGCACCAGUUCUACCAGAUCUACCUGGUGCUCUUCAACGUGGCCAAUGUCCAGGUCAUCGAGCGCAGCCUCCUGGCCAUCACGAAGGACACGAAGUUCGUCAGUCCCCAGGCCUGGGUCGAUCUCUUCGAGCUUUACACAACGGAGGACCUUGAGAGGCGCAUGCGUUUCGCCUUCGAAGUAUAUGACACCAAAAACACCGGAGUUAUCGAUCGUGAGCAGGUGGGCGUGGCGUGCGAAAAAUUCUUUAUUGAAGGCGACGACGAGGACGAACUCAUUGAACUGCGGGCGGACAUGACCGAGUUUAUCAUGAAGAAGUUUGACGUGGACAAGGAUGGUGUCAUUUCCUUUGAGGACUACUCCUCAGUUGUCUCCCAGCAGCCCGUUUUGGUUGAGUUCUUGGGUUGGCUAUUUCCGUCGAACGAAGAAAAGAAUCUCAUGGCUCAUGUUAUUAACAUGGACUCUAUGCUUAAAUAUUCUAACCCCGAAUUGUAAUAAACUGGUUUUUCUUAAAAA